Messenger RNA from Trichoplax adhaerens, 3639 nucleotides. RefSeq lists its product as uncharacterized. The transcript is spliced from 24 exons. The coding region runs from base 1 to 3639 and encodes 1212 amino acids. Gene Ontology annotation, molecular function: phosphopantetheine binding; oxidoreductase activity. Lineage: Eukaryota; Metazoa; Placozoa; Uniplacotomia; Trichoplacea; Trichoplacidae. The record is from RefSeq and is a predicted model, not a curated record.
AUGAAUAGUCAGCUAAAAUAUUGUUUGCAUGAAAUAUUUCGGCGCCAAGCUAGCCGAACACCCGAUGCCAUUGCUGUCGUCGACCCGGAUAACAAUAAAUCUAUGACCUUCAAGGAAUUAGAUAUGGCUAGUGAAGUCUUAGCGACUAAUUUACGACAUAAAGGUAUCAAAGUUGACUCUAUUGGAGGAAUUUACAUGGAUAAAUGCUUAGAAUACGUUAUAGCAUAUAUUGCCAUCUUAAAAGCUGGUGGAGCUUAUCUCCCUCUCGAUGUUUCCUAUCCACCUGCUCUGUUGAAAAUGGUUUUGGAGGACGCAGAGCCUGUUGCUGUCAUCACAACACAAAGUUGGGCUUCGUUAUUACCUUCUGAGUUAGAGAUCAUCGUAUUAGAUGAUGGUUGGCAAAAUAUUUUGGAACAAGAAAAUACUGCUAGAGGUGACGUUGAACAAAUUAAAAACUCUUUGGACGAUUUAGCCUAUGUGGUUUAUUCAUCUGGUACAACCGGUAAACCAAAAGGCAUUUGCUGUCCACAUCGCGGAGCUGUCUUUUCCUAUACCAAAAGAUUCUUAUUUUAUCCGUUUGAAGAUAAUGAUCGGGUUGCAUGCAACGUUUUUUUUGUUUGGGAGUUGCUCAGACCUUUACUGAAAGGUAUCACUCUGUAUAUUAUUCCAAACGCAAUAAUAUACGAUCCGGUACUACUAUCUCAGUUUAUCUAUAAGCACAGAAUUACCCGUAUCCUUUUCACACCAUCAUUACUUGAGGCAAUGUUGGAUUGUAGUGGUAUUGACUUUAAAAAAACAUUAUCCAGUUUACGAAUCAUCAUGUUGUGCGGUGAGGUCGUUGCUACGGCUCUUCGGAAUCGGUGUGUACGUGUUUUACCGAAUGCGAAGCUAGUAAAUCUCUAUAGUACUUCGGAAUCACACGAUAUGGCGAUGGCUGAACUAUCAGGACCAUAUGGUGCAAUUGAUAAAAACCGUAAAUUUUGUCCUAUUGGAAAGCCAUACGACGAAGUCCAUGUACUAAUCUUAGAUGAUGAUUUAAAGCAGCAGCCGGUUGGAGUUUAUGGAGAGAUAUAUGUUGGGGGCCCAACAUUAGCACGUGGUUAUCUUAAACGUCCAGAAUUAAAUGCUAAGAGAUUUAUUAAGACCCCAGAUUAUCUAUCAGCUUACGGUCCGAUCCUAUAUCGUGCUGGUGAUUGGGGAUGCUUGUUACCUGAUGGUCAAUUGGAAAUUGGUGGACGAUGCGACACAAUGGUUAAAGUUAGGGGUUACAGUAUCGAAUUGCAGGCGGUGGAAGCGGCUUUGUUGGAGUUAGAUAAAGUGAAUGCCGCUGUUGUAAUUCCGCAGGGGGAAGAGGGUUCUGAUAAAUUUUUAGUAGCCUAUGUUGUUCCGGAAGGGAAGACUACCAGAAAGGAAAUCCGAGAAGCUCUGAAAAAGCGUUUACCUUACUUUAUGAUUCCGUCUUAUUUUGUUUUUCUUGCUAGUGUACCGUUGUUACCAGCUUCCGCUAAAUUAGACAAAAAGCAGUUACCAUUGAUAGAUCCUUUAAGGGCUGUUCCUAACGAUGAUGAAGAUAGUGUUCCGAGAACAGAAACAGAAAGAAUUAUGGCUAAAAUGUGGUGCGAUGUGUUACAGUUGAAAGCUGUUGAUAUUGAUGAAAGUUUCUUCGAUCUUGGAGGUCAUUCUCUUAUGGCAACGAAAUUAAUUACAUCGAUUAACGAUCGGUUUAAAACCAAGCUGAGUGUCCGUGAUUUGUUUACGUAUAAUACUGUUAUAAGUAUGGCCUCUUACGUUGAAACAGAAUUAGGUAUAUCGAGUGACCUAAAUGAGAUUUGCUUUACGCCAUGUAGAUUGGAUAUACAAUUGCGGGCUUUUUGGCAUUCAUUACGCUUUUCGAAUAGAUGGUAUCAUGGAAGUGUCUUACUAACCGGGGUCACUGGCUUCCUUGGAGCAUACUUGUUGAAGGAAAUAUUAGCAACUACAGAGGUUGACGUAUAUUGUAUAGUGCGAGAAGUACCCGAUAGCAGCGGUAAGGAUCGCGUAAGAGCUAAUCUUGUAAGUUAUGGUUUGCUACCGGCUGAUCGUAAUGAUUCAAGUGGCGCUAACCAAGAUUUCGAAAAUGCAUUUUCUAAAAGAGUUGAUUACGUUAUACACGCUGGUGCUGUGGUUAAUUUAAUAUACCCUUAUAAAAUGUUACGAUCUGCAAAUGUAGUUGGUACGAAAAAUAUCAUUAAAUUUGCUUCAAAUCUGUUAUAUUAUUUCAGUACAAAUGGUAUAUUUCCGAGAGGAAAACACGGGUGCUCUGAAAAUGAUGACAUGAUACAAUUUGCUAAUCGUCUUACUGAUGGAUAUGCGCAAUCAAAAUGGGUAGCAGAGCAACUCGUGCUGCGGGCACGUAACAGAGGACUCCCAGUUGUUAUUUACCGGCCAGGAAAUCUAUCUGGAGAUAGAGAUACAGGUGCUUGGAAUCCUUCAGACUUUAUUUUCUUGAUGCUAAAAGCUUGCGUUGGUGCUAGAUGUGCACCAAAUAUCGAUUGGCAGUUAGAGAUGACACCGGUAGAUUUUGCGAGCGAAGCUAUUGUCCGUUGUACCCAGAAUCUCACUAAUUGCGUUGGGCGAAUUUACCAUAUAACCAAUAGAAAUACGGUAUCUUUCCGUUUGGUUUGCGAUACCUUAAGCCAAUUUGGUUGCACAUUAAAAUCUGUUGAUUACGAAGAAUGGUUUCAAAUGAAUGAUAUGUCUUUCUUUGGAAAUUCCAACACAUUCGACAACUCCAUCUUUACCGAUCAAUUGACAAAGUUUGGUCUUACUUAUCCGAAAAUUGAUAAAGACCUAAUUGAAACCUACUCAAAAUAUCUGGAGUGUCUUAGGAGUACUAAAAUGAUUUCUGAAGAGGAGAAUCAACCAUUACGUGGUCAAGUAGCAGUAAUAACAGGCGCCUCAAGUGGAAUAGGAGCAACUAUUGCUAAACAUUUAGCUCUUGCAGGAGCUUCCGUUGCAUUAGGAGCUAGGCGAAUGGACAGGCUUAAGUCCCUUUGUCAAGAAAUUAGAUCGGAGGGUGGUAAAGCUAUUGGCGUACCAACGGAUGUAACCAAAAAAGUUGAGGUAGAGAAAUUAGUGAAUACAGCGAGGGAAGUUUUCGGAGAAGUUACUAUACUUGUCAACAACGCUGGUUGUAUGUACUACACCGAAAUGAAGAAUGCUCAUAUAAAUGAAUGGGAAAGGCAAAUCGACGUAAACUGCAAGGGUAUGUUAUACGGAAUAAGCAACGUUUUAAGCAGAAUGUUAGCAAAUGGUUGUGGCCAUAUUGUUAACAUUUCAUCAGAUGCUGGUAGAAAGGUAUUUCCUGGUCUAACGGUUUACUCCGGCACGAAAUUCUUUGUUGAAGCCAUUUCGCAAGGUGUACGAUUAGAAACCGCCGGUUCUGGUGUAAGAGUUACAAGUAUUCAACCUGGUGAUGUAUCAACGGAAAUUCUAACUUACGGUGUAGAUGCUGAAGCUCGAAAGAAAUACGGUGGCAGUGCAGAAUCGAAAAUAUUACGACCCUUGGACAUAGCUAAUGCUGUGGUAUAUGCUUUAACACAACCAAGUUUUGUUGCUGUGAAUGAGAUACUUAUUGAACCUGCAGAUGUACCAUGUUAG